Haemonchus placei is the source of this 234-nucleotide messenger RNA. The record is from the annotation of a GenBank genome assembly. NCBI's taxonomy places the organism in Eukaryota, Metazoa, Nematoda, Chromadorea, Rhabditida, Trichostrongylidae.
AUGAGCGAUAGCCACCUGACUGCAUUGCGCCUGCCACCAUUCGGACUUAUCGGAAACAGCGAUGGAGGUUCAUACUCUGGUGAAAUCGAUCAUACUGGCUUCCUUUCGGACAACAUAGGGUCAUUGUUCCUGAACCCAAAUUUUUCCGAUGUCAUGUUUGUGGUCGACGGCGAGAAAUUCCCUGCCCAUAAAGUUCUUCUUGCUGCUCGUAGUGAAUACUUCAGGCAAGAAUAG